CCCAGAAAGCCCAGCCACGCCCCCGCCGUGCCCCGCCCAGCCCCAUGGGCGCUACGCCACUGUUUGAAUCCCACCACCUUGGGAACCUGUUACUAAAAUUUUUGGAUCCCACCACUGGUAGGAGCCAGAUCAGCAGAUCCGGCAAAUUACAGAGCAAACUAACCAUCCUGGUUGCAGGGGCUUGGGGUUUUUUUUUUGGGGGGGGGGCGCGGGGACUGGGGCAUAGCCAGCAAAUGUGCAGCAGCAGCAGCAGCUAAACUAAGACUUUGGACUUUUCUCCCCAGAGGGAAGAUCUCGCUGUUUGUGUCUAUGGGAUGCUGCUGCUGUUUGGGGAUCUUGUAUUUAGGCUGGCCAGUUUUUAAUUCAUAUCAAUAAGCAGGGGAGGGUCUUUUCCAAGCCUCGCAGUCCCCUUGCCCUUUUAUCCAUAACAAGCACAAACUUGAACGCAAAAGCUCAUGAAACAUUUUGAGGAAGGAGGGGCCAGCUGGAUGCUCUGGCCUCGCCUUCCUCCUCCAUGGGCCAGGUCGUGGAACAGCUGCACCUUUUCCCGGGCUCGGCUGGGGCCACGCCUACUUGAAGACGGUCAGGCCUGAAUGAUGUUAUAUAUAUAUAUAUUUACGUGCAUUUAGUUAUUAAAGUUAAUAUAUUGAAAUUUAAUAUAUGUGGAAGGGCGGGGAAGACGAUGAAAGCAACACGCAUGCGCAGAAAGUGACAUUUCUGCGGGUCUCUCGGGUGCCCCCAGACCUGGACCCAGCUGUCCCCCCUCCCCCGCAGUGGCACACUGAGGGUUAAAGGGAGCGAGACACGCAGUCCUAGAGCAGCCGCGGCGAGAAGGGCGCCGGAGGGUGGGGGAGCCACUUCCGGUCCCUCCCGGAAGCAGCCUCUGAUCCCCAUGGGAAGCCCCUUGAAUGGCCGGACGGGACGCUGGCAAGAGAGAAAAGACAUAUUUGAUGCCUCCUCCGCCAUCUCCUGCGCUUGGCGAAAGGAAGAGAGCCGCCAUGCAGCCAGCUCAGGCAAGAGUGAAAAGACGUCCUUGAUGCCUUCUCCGCCAUCUCCUGCACUUGGCAAAAGGAAGAGAGCCGUCAUGCAGCCAGCUCAGGGUGGGGUGUCCUUUGAAGAGGUGGCCGUGCAUUUCACCAAGGAGGAAUGGGCCCUGCUGCGGCCCCCCCAAAGGGCGCUGUACAAGGAAGUCAUGAUGGAGAACUUCUGGAAUUUGUCUUCUCUGGGUCCUAUGAUUGCUAAGCCCGAGCUCAUAUCCCAACUAGAAGAGGAAGAAGAGGUGUUGCUUGGGAUCUUUGAUGAAGAGGAGGAACUUCCAGGAGAAUUCAAGUCAGCGAAUGAAGUGAAAGAGUGUGGCAAAGACUCCAGCGAGAGUGGACACCCUGUCACCCAUAAAACAAUUCACAUCGUGGAGAAACCUUAUAAAUGCCAGGAGUGUGGAGUAGCCUUCAGUCAUAGUAGAAGCCUCACUUCCCAUCAAAUCAUUCACACAGGGAAGAAACCAUACAAAUGCCUGGAGUGUGGAAAAGGCUUCAGUUACAGUACAAGCCUCUCUAUCCAUCAAAAAAUUCACACAGGGGAGAAACCAUACAAGUGUCUGGAGUGUGGAAAAGGCUUCCGUGAGAGUGCACAUCUCACUUCCCACCGAAGAAUUCACACAGGCGAGAAACCAUAUAAAUGCCUGGAGUGUGGGAAAGGCUUCAUUCAGAGUGGAAGCCUUACUUCACAUCAAGGAAUUCACACAGGGGAAAAACCAUAUAAAUGCCUGGAGUGUGGAAAAGGUUUCAGUACAAGUGGAAGCCUAACUUCCCAUCAAAGAAUACACACAGGGGAGAAACCAUAUAAAUGCCAGGAGUGUGGAAAAGGCUUCAGUCAGAAUGGAACCCUUACUUCUCAUCAAAGAAUUCACACAGGGGAGAAACCAUACAAAUGCCAGGAGUGUGGGAAAGGUUUCAGUUACAAUACAAGCCUUACUUUGCAUCGAAUAAUUCACACAGGGGAAAAACCUUAUAAAUGCGUAGAGUGUGGGAAAGCCUUCAGUUUCAGAGCAAGACUUCAUUCCCAUCAGAGAACUCACACAGGGCAGAAACCAUAUACAUGCCUGGAGUGUGGGAAAGACUUCAGUGAGAGGGGACACCUUACUUCACAUCGAAGAAUUCAUACAGGGGAAAAACCAUAUAAAUGCCUGGAGUGUGGGAAAGACUUCAAUAAUAAAACAAGACUGACUUCCCAUCAAAGAAUUCACACUGGGGAAAAACCAUAUCAAUGUCAGGAGUGUGGAGUAGCCUUCAGACACUGUGCAAGCCUCACUUCCCAUCAAAGAAUUCACUCAGGGCAGAAACCAUAUCAAUGCCAGGAGUGUGGAGCAGUGUUCAGGCACAGUAGAAGCCUCACUUCCCAUAGAAGAAUUCAUACAAGGGAAAAACCAUACAAAUGCCUGGAUUGUGGAAAAGCCUUCAGUUAUAAUACAAGCCUUACUUCUCAUAAAAAAAUUCACACAGGAGAAAAACCAUAUAAAUGCCUGGAGUGUGGAAAAGACUUCAGUGAGAGUGGACAUCUUACUUCUCAUCAAAGAAUUCACACAGGCGAGAAACCAUACAAAUGCCAGGAGUGUGGAGUAGCCUUCUGUCACAACACAAGCCUUACUUCUCAUCAAAAAAUUCACACGGGAGAAAAACCAUACAAAUGCUUGGAAUGUGGGAAAGCUUUCAGUAAGAGUGGAAGCCUUUCUUCCCAUCAAAGAAUUCACACGGGGGAGAAACCAUAUAAAUGCCUGGUAUGCGGAAAAGGCUUCAUUCAGAGUGGAAGCCUUACUUCCCAUCAAAGUAUUCACACAGGGCAGAAACCAUAUAAAUGUCUGGAAUGUGGAAAAGGGUUUAAUAGGAGUGGAAACCUUUCUUCCCAUCAAAGAAUUCAUACAGGGGAAAAACCAUAUAAAUGCCUGGAGUGUGGAAAAAGCUUCAGUGAGAGUGGAAGCCUUACUUCCCAUCGAAGAAUUCACACAGGAGAGAAACCAUAUAAAUGCCUGGAGUGUGGAAAAAGCUUUAGUAAGAGUGGAAACCUUAGUUCCCAUCAAAGAAUCCAUACAGGGCAGAAACCAUACAAAUGCCGGGAGUGUGGAAUAGCCUUCAGACACAGUACAAGCCUGCCAUCCCAUCAAAGAAUACACAUGGGGAGAAAUAAAUGCCUUGAGUGUGGAAAAGGGUUUAGUUGGAGUGGAAACUUUAUUUCCAAUCACAGAAUUCACACAGGGGAGAAAUCAUAUAAAUGCUUGGAAUUUGGAAAAGGCUUCAGUCACAGUACAAACCUUACUUCCCAUCAAAGAGUUCACACAAGGGAAAAACCAUAUCAGUACCCAGAGCGUGAAAAAGACUUCAGUGACAGUAAAAGGCUUACUUCCCAUCAAGGAAUUCACAUAGUGAGAAAUGAUGUAAAUGUCUGGAGUACAGUGAAAGCUUAUCUUAGAGUGGAAACUAACUUCCCAUCAAAAUUUUCUCACCUUACAUGAAUAAACAAUAUAAUACCUGGAGCGUGGGAAAAGUUUCAGCUAAUUUCACAUCUCAGUUAUCAUCAAAGAAUUCACACA
Messenger RNA from Sphaerodactylus townsendi, 3586 nucleotides. Its product is annotated as zinc finger protein 420-like. Lineage: Eukaryota; Metazoa; Chordata; Lepidosauria; Squamata; Sphaerodactylidae. The record is from RefSeq and is a predicted model, not a curated record. Gene Ontology annotation, biological process: regulation of DNA-templated transcription.